AUGGCGCUGCGUCUUUCCACUGCUCCCCUGCGUGUCCCGUUGCCGUCUCCUCCAGAGUCCUCUCUUCCUACUCUUGCUGACCCGGAGUCUGACUCCCUUCGUGCUGCUAGUCCUUCGGUCACGUGUCUCCUUGCUAGAGUUGUCACUGACCCUUCCUUUGAGUCCAUUGUUGCGUCUGCCCUAGUUGCUGAGCUUGUCGACUUCGCUGCUCGCUGUCGUCUAGACUACGCUGCCAGUCUCGUUGCUGAGUCUGAUUCUGUCUGUCCUCCGUCCGUCGGGGGUGAGUGUGCUCUUAGCACGGACGUCCUUGAGGACAAUCAGGAGGAGUUCCAGUGCUUUGCUGCUGCUUUGCCCCAUCUCGUGUCCACGCUGAUUGCCCCUGAGGGAGACCCGGAUGCACCAGACAUCCCGACUCCUCGAUCGUACGCUGAGGCGAUCGAGGGUCCCUACUCCUCUCAGUGGCAGUCAUGGAAGUCCACAGGCACCUACGUCGACGAGGUUCCCCCACCUGGGGCGAACAUCUCAGCGGCAGGGAGUUGA
Closterium sp. NIES-65 is the source of this 540-nucleotide messenger RNA. Lineage: Eukaryota; Viridiplantae; Streptophyta; Zygnematophyceae; Desmidiales; Closteriaceae. The record is from the annotation of a GenBank genome assembly.